AUGCUGGAUAACACCAGUGAUAAAGGACAACGAACUGGACACUGCUCUGACUGUGGAUGCAGUUUCAGUCCAUCACAGUCUGACUCGGAUUCAACCAGCAGUUCUUCCUCACCCAAUCAGCAGCAGUUAAAAGCAGAUAAUCCAUCCAAAUGUCUGUCCUGUCGCUCGGGCAGCAGUCUCCCUAAUGUUCAGCGGCCACACCGUCGCAUCCACAUGGACCCUCACAGCUGCAGCCUGUGCAACAAAACCUUUAUCUCCUCAGCCCACUUGACCCUUCACCUCAAAUCUCACAACAAGGAGCGGAAGUUCAGGUGUAGCACAUGUGGCAAAUACUUUCAUCAGGCCUCCCACCUGAUGGCACACAAGAUGACCCACAGUGGAGAAAGGCCAUUUAAAUGCUCCGAUUGUGGCAAGACCUUCGGCCGUGCCUCACACCUGAACACACACCGCCGACUCCACACAGGAGAGAAGCCCUUCAAAUGCCCCUACUGUGACAAGUCAUUCACCCAGAAGGCUGGACUACUUUCACACAUUCGUCUGCACACAGGGGAGCGUUCAACCAAGUGUGAGCAGUGUGGUCAGGAUUUUGGGUCUCUGCCCCUCCUGUUAACUCACAAAGCUCAAGAGGAAUGUGGUAAGGCCAAACCUAUGUCUAAAGCAGAAGUAACCGAACCCCAGAAUACACAAGGUAGCCCAGAGGAUCUGAAGUGUGGCGUUUGCUGCCGCACCUUUGUUCGAUCAUCAUACAUCAGGCUGCACAUACGCCUCAAGAAAGGACAGCGACCUUAUCACUGCAAAGUAUGCAACAAGACCUUUGUCAAGUUGGACACCUUUGUGAACCACUGUGACAAACACCUGAGGCAGAAAAAGGAUAAAAACAAGCAAGGUAAAGCCAAGGUUGUGAAGCCUCCACUGUUUGUUCCUCUCUCCAGUCAAAGUUCUCCUCCUGAAUCCUCACCCACUCAGCCGUUGGAGGUCAACACACGCACCAGAUCAAAAGCAAAGACUAAAACUGAACAGAACGCUGAACAGGAGGUGUGCAUUCACUGACACAAAAAUGGUCUGUCAUUAAAAAAAAAAAAUGUUUCCAAAUAAGGACAAAAAGCAUAUUAGAAGUUGAAUAACAUGUUGAUUUGCUGAAUUUCAACAUUAGUUCAUCAAUUGUACAUAUAUUAAUUUAGAAUAAUAUAUUGUAAGAAAAUUCAGGCAUUACAGAAAUACAAUGUAGUGGACUUUUCUAGUGGAUUUUUUUGUUGCACCUCAGACUACAAAUACUUGAUAAAAAAACGUUUCUGUUUUUCAAGCCUGUAAACACAACACAGUCUUGUAUAAAAAAAAAAGCAUACAAAUUGAAAGUUGUGUUCAUUCUACGCUUACCCUGCUCUGAUUUCAUGGUGUGUUAAAUCACCUGGGCCUGUAGUUAUCAGGUGUACAACAUUACGACUGUAUGUCCUGCCAGAUGAGGCUCUUUUGACAGCGUUACUUUUACAUCAUGAAGGCGGAACUUCAUCACCGGCCGGCCAGCAGCAGCAGCUCACAGCUGAUACUUCACCCACCCUUAUCCUCACAGAGGAUGUGUAAGACUGAUUUUCAGUUGAUCGCCACCAUUGAUGAGACACUUUGUGAGCCUUUCACCUCCACAUGGGGAAACUCUUUGUUCCAACCUAUGGACACAAAUACAAAAAAAACACACACAAAAAAAGUCUAAGGACUCUAAAGGUAAAGUGAGGACUUUUUGGCGAUGCAUGUAUGUAACAAAGCCACACUGCAUGAAAAAAAUGGAACCACAGUGGUUAAAAAAAAGCAUUAUAGAUGAAUUAUUCAUUAAGGUUAAGGUGAAUAAAGUGAAGGUUUUAAUGUUU
This is a messenger RNA of Solea senegalensis (Senegalese sole), 1862 nucleotides long. RefSeq names its product zinc finger protein 436. Gene Ontology annotation, molecular function: RNA polymerase II cis-regulatory region sequence-specific DNA binding; DNA-binding transcription factor activity, RNA polymerase II-specific. The record is from RefSeq and is a predicted model, not a curated record. The transcript is spliced from 2 exons. NCBI's taxonomy places the organism in Eukaryota, Metazoa, Chordata, Actinopteri, Pleuronectiformes, Soleidae. Bases 1 to 1050 code for a protein of 349 amino acids. Gene Ontology annotation, biological process: regulation of transcription by RNA polymerase II.